UCGGAACGUAACUUCAAAGCAAAGAAUAUACAUAUAUAUACAAAAUCCACCUCCAAAAAUUAUUGCAUUUGAAGAAACUCAACCAUAAUAACCUAAUCAAAAUAGAAUGGCUUCUUCUUUAGCACCUUCAUCUUGCGCUAUAGUUUCUCCAUCAUUCAAGCAUUAUAAUCGCCAACCCUUUCAAGUUAUCAGAGCCCAAAGCUGCAGAGAUGGAGGGAGAUCAAGUAAUGGGGUGGAUGCGAAUUUGAGGGUAUUAAGGAAGAGAAUAGAGCAGGUGAAGAUGAAGGAGGAGCUUGAAAGAUGUUGCAGAUGCAAGUAUGGCUGGAAUUAUGGAGUUGGCUAUAAUUACAACAAGCUCAAAAGAGACAAGGAGAGAUCAGAGUUGUUUGAGAUUUUGGGUUUGGUUGGGGCAACCAUUGCCUUCACCUUCCUUACUGGAACUCUUUUCCUUUGCCUUGUUUCAUUAUUUGUUCAUUUUCAUCAUCCAUUUCAUUAGUUCAUGCUUAUAUAUCCAGAAAGUUGAAUUCAAAUUAUUUUAUUGGUAUGUUCAU
Hibiscus syriacus is the source of this 551-nucleotide messenger RNA. RefSeq lists its product as uncharacterized. NCBI's taxonomy places the organism in Eukaryota, Viridiplantae, Streptophyta, Magnoliopsida, Malvales, Malvaceae. The record is from RefSeq and is a predicted model, not a curated record. Bases 107 to 496 code for a protein of 129 amino acids. The transcript is spliced from 2 exons.